AUGCGCUUCACAACCUCAAUCGUCAUCUUCUCCCUCUCUGCGCUUGUAGCCGCCGCGCCCUCUCCGCAAAAUGAGAAUCGUCCGGUCCCUGAAGGUGCAUGCUGUGUUGCGGGCACGAGCUUAAAGCAGGAUGUCUGCAAUGUGAAUGGAGAGAGUGGACGCUGCGUGCCUGAUGAUAUUAAUAAUUGUGGUGAGCAAUUAACGUGUAUCGAGGACAGUAGAUUGACCUGUGAUCCCAAUACGCUCGAGCGCGGACGUCCUCUUUGCCGCCGUACUCCUGGUGCGUAG
Messenger RNA from Plenodomus lingam JN3, 288 nucleotides. RefSeq lists its product as uncharacterized. NCBI's taxonomy places the organism in Eukaryota, Fungi, Ascomycota, Dothideomycetes, Pleosporales, Leptosphaeriaceae. The record is from RefSeq and is a predicted model, not a curated record.